AUGGUUAAUGUUGUCGCAGUUUUGCAAAAUUUCGAAUCUUCUUCAACUUACUACAGUUAUAACAAUUUCGAAGAACAUAGAAUUGAAGAAAUCGUCUGGAACAAGUAUAAUUCAAAUGUUUUUCCCGAUCGAAUGCAGAAUCUUCAAGGUUCAUUAUUACCAAUUCUUUUCGGUGGAUCAGAACCAGGAGUUAUCAUAUCAAAUUACCCAAAUGGUGAUAACAAAAUUGGUGGAUUUGUGGGACAUAUGUUUCGUUCAUUUGCUAAAAAACACAAUGCAAGAUUGAAUACUUCGUGUGUAAAUACUUCAAUUUCAGAAAACGAUUUGCAUAAACUUGUUUUAAAUGGACAUAUUGAAAUAUCUGGUACUGGCCUGAGAAUGGUUCAAGAUUCAGCUGAAUGGUAUUCAUAUCCAUACUUGCUAUUUGAUUUUGGUGUUAUGUUGCCCAUUGAGCCAAAAAUUCCCCUUGACAAGGUUUUUGCUUUUGUUUUUUCUUGGGACACAUUUCUUGCAACAAUUUUAGUAUUUAUGUUGUUAUCAUUUUUGCAAGGAGCAUCUGCUAGAAUCUCAAAAUCACAUGGAACCUUCUUUUCAUGGGACUUCUUCUUAAACAUUGAUUGUUUUCGUGGAAUUCUUGGACGGCCAUUCAAAGAAACACCAAAUGCUUCUUGUUCUAAAAAAAUUAUCUAUUCGAUGGUCUUUUUGCUCGGAAUCAUGAUUGUUACUUUAUACGAUGCAUUUCUUCAGUCUUUCAUGACCGAUCUUCCAAGGGAAAACUUGAUAAGAACCUUUAAUGAUCUUCAACUUUCCGGAUUAAAAAUCUACUCAUUACAAUCUUAUAUCGAUGAUUUAUUGUACAAAUUCAAACCCCAAUUCGAAAUGCUUUCAAAUCUAUUUAUCAUUGAAAAUAAUUUUGAAACUUUUACAAAAUUUCGAAAUAUUUCAAAUACCAAAUAUGCUUUCACUGUUAGCGACAUCAAAUGGAAAGUUUAUGAAAAUCAGCAGAAUUUCUUUGGUCAACAAUUAUUUCGCUGGUCUAAGGAAUUGUGUUUGCUGAAAGUGGAUUGUUGGAUUGCUGGAUAAAGAGAUCGUUUUAUGAAUUAAUGGAAGCUGGCAAAAUUGAGAAAUUAAAUAUUGGAUUUGAUUCGUAUUUGUUAUCAUUGAAAGUUGAAGAUUUUAAAUGGAUUUGGAUAUCAAUGGGACUGGCUUUGAUGGUGGCUUCUUUGUGCUUUAUUGGAGAAAUUUGUAUUUUCAAAUGGAAAAACUCGUAAAAUAAUUAAAAGUUUUAGAAUUUGUUUUAGAUGUGGAAUAAAACAAAUAUAAUUUAAAUGUUGUUUGGAAAAUACAAAAUUACAAUACAAUUUUUGUCGGAAAGAUGA
Messenger RNA from Episyrphus balteatus (marmalade hoverfly), 1379 nucleotides. RefSeq lists its product as uncharacterized. Lineage: Eukaryota; Metazoa; Arthropoda; Insecta; Diptera; Syrphidae. The transcript is spliced from 2 exons. Bases 1 to 1083 code for a protein of 360 amino acids. The record is from RefSeq and is a predicted model, not a curated record.